AUGUUGUCUCUUGAUCUUCCACAAAAUAUGAGCAUUGAGCCAUGGAUAUCGCCACUUGUGAGAUUGUUUGUUUGGGAUGGCUUCUUGCAGAUAUGGGCGUUCACAUAUCUCAGCCCAGUGGCGGAUGUGUGUGGUGCCCAGGGGGUCCCGGGCCACUGCUCCGCUUUGGAUAAAAGUGGGUCUUUUUUUGGAAGAACAAGCAUCACUAAAUCAAGUGUUGGAGAAUCCAUCAAAAGACCAUGCUCCAAUGAUUUAAGUUUUGAAGUAUCCUCUAAAAGACCAUAUCCUUCUAAUCAAUCAUUCCCUUCGGUGUCUAAUGUAAAUCCACAACCUACAACUACUCCAAUUACAAAUGUUGAAUUGAAAGAUCUUCCAAAAGACCCGGGUGAUACAUCCUCUUUGACUCUUAAAGCAGCUAUAGAUGUCUCAGGUAAGAGGACAAGAUUACGAUGGGGCAAGCAAUACGCGUGGUGCAUUUAAUGGUCUAAAAGCUUUAAUUUUGCAAGAUAAUGAUUCAGCGCAUUAUGUGCAUUGCUUUGCACACCAAUUUCAGUUAGUUAUUGUGGGUGUAGCAAAGAAGCAUGAUGGUGUUGAUGAUUUCUUUGAGCAACUUUCUUUGGUGGUUAAUGUGGUAGGUGGUUCAUGUAAAAGACAAGACAUGCUAUGGGAAAGUCAAAGAGAAAGGGUGAAAAUGUCAAUUGGAAAUGGUGAACUUGAAACUGGAAGAGGGUUAAACCAAGAAAGCUCUCUUAUUGGAGCAGGAGAUACAAGAUGGGGUUCACAUUUCAAAACCAUCACAAGUUUGAUGACUUAUUUCCGGAGGUUCGUCAUGUUCUUGCUUAUGUUGAAGAGGAAGGAUCCACUUUAAGUAACCGAAAUCAAGCAUUUGGUAUCUUAAAAUAUUUCAAGACAUUAGAUUUCGUGUUUUACUUACAUUUGAUGUAUGCAAUUUUACACCUCACGAAUGUAUUGUCAAAGCAUCUUCAAAAAAAGGAUCAAGAUAUUUUAGAAGCAGCUUCUUUGGUUAGAGGGACAAUUGACGCAUUGAAGUCUUUAAGAGACACGGGGUUUGCUAAACUUUUAUCGAAUGUAUUCUCUUUUUGUCAAAAACAUGAUAUUAAUAUUGUGGAGAUAACGGAAAAUUAUGUCACAUCAAGAGGCCGUAAGACUAAAAUUACUAAUCAAUUUCAUUUUGAAGUUGAAAUUUUCAACACCGUCAUGGAUAUGCAAAUUAUAGAAUUUGGGGACCGAUUUAGUGAACUUAACACCCAAUUACUAGAAUACAUGGGGGCUUUGAGUCCUUGUGAUUCAUUUGCUAAAUUUAACAAAACAAAGUUGUUAAAGUUGAGUGAGUUAUACACAAAAGAUUUUGAUGAUGCGGAGAGGAUGCAACUUGAUGGUGAACUUGAAAUAUAUUAUCACGCUUUGUAUAAAGAUGACCGGUUCACUAGUUUGCAAGGAAUUUUCGACCUUUCUCGUUUGAUGGUGGAAACGGGGAAACAUCGGUCUUAUACUAUGGUUUAUAGGUUGUUGAAGUUGGUUUUGGUUUUACCCGUUGCAACCGCAACGGUUGAAAGAUGUUUUUCAGCGAUGAAGUUUUUGAAGACGGAUUUGCGUAACAAAAUAGGUGAUGAUUUUUUGAACGAUGCCAUGAUUUCUUAUGUUGAAAAAGAAGCACUUAUGAAAGUGAAGAUCGAAGAUGUAAUGGAUCGGUUUCAAAAAAUGUGUACCCGUAGAUGUCAAAUUUAGAUAUUAAGAUAUAAUGGAUCGAUUUG
Molecule: messenger RNA, 1775 nt
Organism: Lactuca saligna
Lineage: Eukaryota; Viridiplantae; Streptophyta; Magnoliopsida; Asterales; Asteraceae
Source: the annotation of a GenBank genome assembly